Rubroshorea leprosula is the source of this 1077-nucleotide messenger RNA. Lineage: Eukaryota; Viridiplantae; Streptophyta; Magnoliopsida; Malvales; Dipterocarpaceae. The record is from the annotation of a GenBank genome assembly.
GUGACAUUUUAGACAGUACUCAUCGUCUUCCACUCGAUUUUCUCUCUUCCCAAACACUCACUUUCCGUCGAAGAGAAAAUGGCCGAUCAGCUCACCGAUGACCAGAUCUCCGAAUUCAAGGAGGCUUUCAGCCUCUUUGACAAGGACGGCGAUGGUUGCAUUACAACCAAGGAGCUGGGGACUGUGAUGAGAUCACUGGGGCAGAACCCAACUGAAGCAGAGCUUCAGGAUAUGAUUAAUGAGGUUGAUGCUGAUGGUAACGGGACCAUUGAUUUCCCAGAGUUCCUUAACCUGAUGGCUCGGAAAAUGAAGGACACUGACUCUGAGGAAGAGCUUAAGGAGGCUUUCAGAGUUUUUGACAAGGACCAGAAUGGCUUCAUCUCUGCUGCUGAGCUGCGCCAUGUGAUGACAAACCUGGGCGAGAAGCUGACAGAUGAAGAAGUAGAUGAGAUGAUCCGUGAGGCUGAUGUUGAUGGUGAUGGUCAGAUCAACUAUGAGGAGUUCGUCAAAGUCAUGAUGGCCAAGUAAGGACAUCAUCAAUCAUAACCAAGCUCCCAAAAUGCAUAAAAUCAAAGAGGUGCAGGGCAGAUAAGUUUGCUAAGAUUUCUAUUUCUCAUUAGGACAUCUUUGUUUUGCUGGUAUUAGCGUCUGUUGGGUGGUUAUCUGUUUUCGUGUCUGCAUUAUUUUGGGGACUAUUCCUCACUAUCCAACUUGUCUGCCCUGGUUUUUGUAGUAGUUAUUUGGAUUCGUAGUGUCUGUCUUCCAUGUUUGGUAUUCUGCUUCUAUUCUUGGUACUAUGAACCUAGAACAGUUGGGAAAGCCAAUGGAUUCUCUUAUGAUAUGUCAAGACUUCAGUAUUCUUUUUCCCUGUGAUCAGUUUUCAUUCCUGAUGUUAAACCUUGCUUCCUUUAACCUUUACCUUCAAGAAAAUGCAUUUUGUUUGUGUUUCAACUCAUUGCCCCAAACACCCAUCUUCUCUAACGUGAUGAGCCUUACCCUCUACGCCGUCAAGAGAAUUAAAGAUCAUAUAGGUCAUGAAAAUGAUGGUAACAAAUGCCCUCUAAAAUAUUAAUCUUA